This is a messenger RNA of Lates calcarifer (barramundi perch), 3295 nucleotides long. RefSeq names its product toll-like receptor 13. The transcript is spliced from 4 exons. Gene Ontology annotation, cellular component: membrane. The record is from RefSeq and is a predicted model, not a curated record. Gene Ontology annotation, molecular function: protein binding; transmembrane signaling receptor activity. Lineage: Eukaryota; Metazoa; Chordata; Actinopteri; Centropomidae. Bases 294 to 3182 code for a protein of 962 amino acids. Gene Ontology annotation, biological process: immune response; toll-like receptor signaling pathway; inflammatory response.
UCAGUGGAUCUGGAGAAAAGUGAUGACAGCAGAGGAAAGGUGUUGGACCACACAGCAAUACCAAAAUUUUUUCAUGUACACUGGACAGAUUAUUUUCACUCUUUAGAACUCACAGAAACAUUUUAGACAAACAAAGGAAGAUAAUUGAACUGCAAGAUUCUGAGGAUUUGAGAACAGUGAUUAAUCAGCUCCUCUUUGUGCGACACACAUUACUCCCUGAAGUUUUAGUCACCAAUUGGAGUUAACACUGAGAAAUUGCAAUUCUUUACUGGUUGGACACUUCAGAUUUCAAAAUGGGAUGUGGAGUGAAAGAGGACAAAACAACAGCACCAGGAGGAAGAAAAUAUUUUGAACUUAUCGUUUUUCUCUUCUUGCUGAACAUCAUCAGUUUUGUCGUUCCAAUCACAGGAUUUGCACUGAAGACUUGUAGAAUCAGUUACAAUAUUGCAAUAUGUGUCAGGAAUGACCUCAGAGCUGUUCCUCGAGAUAUACCCUCAACAGUGGAAGCUUUUGACUUGUCUUCAAACAAAAUAUCAAGAAUACAAGAGUCAGAUUUCAAACAUCUACCAGUUUUGACACAAUUAGACCUAAAUCGCAAUUACAUUUCACAGAUAGAAAGCGGUGCCUUUGCCAAUCUGACAUCCCUCAAGAGGUUAAAUCUAAAUAAUAAUAAACUUACUGAGCUUGGGGAGGAUCUUUUUCAUGGUCUGAGCAACCUCACUGAACUCAGAAUUAUGAGUAAUCACAUCAAAGCUGUGGCAUCCACCUCUUUUAAAUCCAUGACACGCUUAAAGCUUCUGGACAUUUCUCACAACAAACUGCAACACAUUACAAAAGUUCAUUCAAUAAUACAGCACUUGCCACAUCUACGAGAGCUGUAUAUUAAAAACAACAAUUUAACCACUUUUCAUUCAUGGGAACUGACAAACAGUUCACUAGAACUUAAAUACGUCGAUUUGUCUCAGAAUCCAAUCUCAGUUUUUUCAGUCACUGCAGACGUUUUUCCAAAUCUCACCUGGUUUAACAUCGGGGGCUCUCCUAGAAAGCAACUGAUGAAAUGGGAUGUGCGCAACAAGACUUUCUUAAGUCGAGUGUCUACUCUUGAUAUUAGUGGGCUUCAAAUGACUUUUGAUGACAUUAAAUCAUUACUAGAGACGGUAAACUCCUCACUAACAUCUCUGAGGAUGAAUGCAAUGAAACAACACCUCCCAGCAUUAAUCAACAUUUCCUGCUCCAUCCCAACAAUGUCCACACUGCAGCUCCGCUAUAACAAACUCAGAUUUGUCAGUUCCGGUUUGUUUAAGUUGUGCAUUAAUGUAACUGAGUUAGAUUUAACAGAGAACAAAAUACGAAAUAUCCACGACAGUGCCUUCAGAUCUCUUCAGAGACUGAGGAUCUUGAGUCUGAGCCACAACAGGCUUUCAUCUGUUCCAGCUGCCACAAGGAAUCUACCAACUCUUGGAGAGUUGGAUCUCAGCUCUAAUAACAUCAGCAAACUUGGAUGUGACGAUUUCACAAAUCAGACGAUGCUCAGACAGCUUAGCCUUUAUCAGAAUUCAGUCUCAGCUCUAAGUGAAUGUGUUUUCAAGGAUUUAAUACGAUUGCAAGUUUUAAAGCUACAGACCAACCGCAUAUCCAAUUUAAAUGGUGCUUUUCAAAAGUACUUCCCAAAACUUACAAAAUUGUAUUUGAAUAAAAAUGAACUCAUGGCCAUUAAACAAGGGGAAUUUAGAGGCUUACAGUCCCUCCAGAACUUGUCAUUACAUGAAAAUAAAAUAGAUACACUUGAAAAUGGGUGUUUCAUUGGACUGACAAAUCUUACUGAUAUUCUGCUACAGAAGAAUCAUAUUAAAGAAAAUGAACUAAACAAAGGUGUUUUCAAUGAUCUGAUAAACUUAAGAAGAUUGGAUUUGAGGGAUAAUUGCAUUAAAUAUAAUAGCAGUUCAGCUUUGCCUUAUGCACCAUUUUCUCAGCUGUUCCGUCUGGAAACACUGGCUAUUCCUUUACAACACUGCAAGGGGAAAUCUCAUUUGCCUCGCAACUUCUUGCAAGGUUUGACAAACCUGUUGGUUUUCAAUGCCAGGAACAUUCAACUUUUAUCUCUGCACAAAGACAUGUUUAAUUACACACCUCAGCUGCAAACACUUGACAUUAGCUCAAAUGAACUUAUGGAUCUCUCUCCAGAGUUGUUUUCCCCUAUUCAAAACCUUCAAAGCCUUUAUGUAUCUAGAACAAGUCUUCGGUCUCUAAAUUAUCUUACAGAUGCCAACCUUACCAAACUGCAGUUCUUGCAGGCAAGAAAGAAUCAAUAUUCAGUUAUCAGUGAAGAAAUAAUACAGUCUCUACCAGCUCUUGUUUAUGUGGAUCUUCAGGGGAACAGUUUCACCUGUGGCUGUGAUAAUGCAUGGUUACUCAAGUGGAUAGUAAACAACAACCAAACACAAGUUUUUGAUGCCUAUAACUUUGAGUGCAACUAUCCUGUGAACCUUAAAGGCAAGAAACUGUUGGACCUUAGUAUCCAGUCCUGCUCAGUAGACAUUGAAUUCAUCUACUUUAUCUCCACCACAUGUACAAUCCUCCUGUCUAUGGUGGUGUCCUUCACCUACCAUUUCCUGAGGUGGCACCUAGCCUAUGCCUACUACCUCUUCUUGGCUUUUCUCUUUGACACAAAGCAUAAAAACAAGCAAGCUCCUAAUCAGUACGAUGCCUUCAUCUCCUACAAUACCCAUGAUGAACCCUGGGUCAUCAGAGAGCUGCUGCCAAAACUGGAGGGAGAACAGGGCUGGAGAUUGUGUCUGCACCAUCGAGACUUUGAGCCAGGUAAACCCAUCGUAGACAACAUCACAGAUGCUAUUUAUGGAAGCAGGAAGACCAUCUGUGUGAUAAGUCGCAGAUACCUUGACAGCGAGUGGUGCUCCAGAGAGAUCCAGGUGGCCAGCUUCCGUCUGUUCGAUGAGCAGAAGGAUGUGCUGAUCCUGGUCUUUCUGGAGGAGAUUCCCAACUCCCACCUGUCUCCUUACUACCGCAUGAGGAAACUGCUGAAGAAGCAAAGCUAUCUGAGCUGGCCCCGAGCUGGAGAGCACACUGAGCUGUUCUGGGAGAAACUCCGCCAGGCUCUGAAGACUGAAGAGGAUCACGGUGAGGACAGCUUUCUCCUCACUGUGGUUGACAGAUGGUAUUAAAAAAAAAAAAAAAAAAGUUUUUAAAAAGUUUAUGGCCAGUAUAGUUCACUGCUUUGAGUCAUUUUGGACUUUUUGAUAUCUGUUUUAAAAUAAAAUUGCUUAUCUAAAGUUUA